Branchiostoma belcheri (Belcher's lancelet) is the source of this 8804-nucleotide messenger RNA. RefSeq names its product plexin-A1-like. Gene Ontology annotation, cellular component: semaphorin receptor complex. Gene Ontology annotation, molecular function: protein binding; semaphorin receptor activity. NCBI's taxonomy places the organism in Eukaryota, Metazoa, Chordata, Leptocardii, Amphioxiformes, Branchiostomatidae. The record is from RefSeq and is a predicted model, not a curated record. The coding region runs from base 335 to 6094 and encodes 1919 amino acids. The transcript is spliced from 38 exons. Gene Ontology annotation, biological process: positive regulation of axonogenesis; regulation of cell shape; regulation of cell migration.
AGUUUCGUGCAGAACUUGGGAAGGUCCCGGAAGUGUCCCAUGAUGACGUAUUUCCUGCUCAGAAAUAAUCAUUUGGAGUGAAGAGGCGGCGGGCGGCAGGCAAGCAGGAGUACUGCCGGAGUUUGUGGAGUUUCUCUCUGGAGUUUGGACCGAAUACGCAACGUUAACAAGCGAUCGACAACGACUAGCAGCAGCCCCAGGCACCAGAGGAUCCUGGCUGUGAGUUGUUUCCUGUAUCCAGUCCAGGCUUUUCUUCAUUGACUUUAGAAGGAAGAAGUCUGCAAUCAGGAGACUUACAGCUAUAAGGAAAGAUCAACCCUCAGAGUUCGUCAGUAUGGAGCGGUUGAAUCUGCUGCUAGGUUUCCUCCAGCUGGUUCUACAGUUGGGGACUGUCGUGCAGGGUCUCCACGUCUACAAUACAUUCUCUCCCUCCUCGCCAGACAUCGUCCUCAACCACCUGUCAGUGGACAACCAGACUGGCAGGGUUUACAUUGGAGCAGUGAACAAUUUGUACCAGUUAAACCGGCAGCUAAGCCUAGAGAAGACACAGUCCACAGGGCCGCGGUUAGACAGUGUGAACUGUCCUGGACCUGAGGAAGAGGGGGACAGCACAUGUACAGAUAGAGUAGAAACUCCCAACGUGAACAAGAUUCUGGCUAUUGACCAGCAGGGCGGUCACUUGAUUACUUGUGGCACGUUGUACCAGGGAAUCUGUCAAGUGAGGAGCUUGGGAGAUGUCACUCAGAUCUCCGUGGAAUACACCCCUGAUUUUUCUAGAUACGUUGCCACCAAUUCCCCCUCAAAUACCACAGUGGGGUUUGUGGCACCAGGAACACAGCCGUACGAGGAAAACGCGCUGUAUGUCGGAAGCACAUAUGGCGAACAUCAUGUCAUCAGGGAGAAUGUUCCGGCUGUUUCCAUACGGUCUUUAGAACCUUCUGACAUCUUCAAGGUCGUGAAUGAUGACAAAGCUAAGUUUAUGGUCAGAUCUGAGUCCAGGCAGCAGUAUUUGAUCAGCUAUGUUCACGGAUUUCGCAGUAAAAACCAUGCCUACUUUGCAACAUUUCAGAUGGAAAGAAUCCCAACACCUGGUGAUGAUCCACCUCCGUUCUGGUCAAAACUCAUUCGACUGUGCAUAGGAGAUGCCAACUUCUACUCCUACAUGGAGAUACCUUUGAAAUGCUUAGGGCAGAAUGGAACCAACUACAACCUUUUACAGGCCGUGUACGUCAGCAAGCCAGGACAGAAACUUGCACAGAACAUGGGCCUUCCAGAAGAUGAUGAGAUGCUUUUUGGUGUGUUUUCAGCCAGUAAAACUCCAUCUGGCAAAGAACCCCUGGAAAGCUCUGCCCUUUGUGUCUUCUCCAUGUCAGAAAUCGAUGCAGAAUUCAACAAAGUCCAGAAAGCCUGCUACACAGAAGAAGGCGGGGGUAUUGCUGAACCACUUGAUUUUGGUGGGGGUACUUGCCUCCAACAACGGGAGGAACUACUUGAACGAUUUCCAUGCGGCGCAGACUUUACCGCAAAACAGUUUGGAGGAACAGAAGCUCUGACCCGUACAGCUGUGGCAGAGUUCCCCACAACUGGACUGACGAGUGUCGCUGCUUCAACUGUCAACGGCUACACCACAGCCUUCCUGGGGACAACCAAUGGCAAACUGAUCAAGGUGUUGGUGUGGAAUGGAGAUGCUGCAAACCCGUAUGAGGAGAUAACCGUGGUCCAGGGAAGCAGGGUUCAGCAGGACAUGCAGUUUGAUGCCUUCAACCCACAGAACUUGUACGUCAUGACGGAGAACAAGGUGACGCUGGUGAAAGUGGCAGAGUGUGGACAGUACGACACGUGUGAGGCAUGUCAUGGUGCAGGGGAUCCCUACUGUGGAUGGUGCACACUGGAAAAUAAGUGUUCACAAAAGCAGGAGUGUAACGGCCAUAACGAGGUUAACCGCUGGCUAUCUGUAGACGUGGACAGGUGUAUCGAGAUCACCCAGAUCGAUCCACCUAACCUGGCACGGGAAGGACCCAGAACCAGCCUGACCUUGGAGGUGGUCCGCAUGCCCGAUGGUGGACAGAAAUACGACUGCUCGUUCCGCCACAACUCCGUCAGGUUCAGCAGCCCCGCCAACUUCGACAACAAUGGCAAGCUGGUGUGUGAGGGCACCCCUCCCCCCGCACAGAUCCCAUCCAUUCCUCCCGGGAGAGAUCACGUCACUGUUGACCUGUGGGUCAGAGUUCGGGAGACGGACCGCUACAUCGUCAAGGCGCAGUUCGACUUCUUUGACUGCAACGCUCUCAAAUCGUGUAACCCCUGUGUGACCAGUACAUACGACUGUAACUGGUGUGUGUCAGACAACAAGUGUACUCACAACAUUGCCGAUAACUGCCAGCCGGGUGGAACCACUGUUGCACACGGGCAAAGGAACUCCUGUCCGCGGAUUACACAACUCAUGAGCGAGGAACUUAUACCAGUGGGCCUACCCAAAGCUAUCAACAUGAGCGCAAGCAAUGUGCCGGACAAUGCUGAUGACUUCAGGUGCUCACUGCUCAUCCAGGGUGUGUAUGUUACAACAGAAGCGACAUACAGGGAUGGCAUCAUCUACUGUUCCCCAAUGCAGUAUACUUAUCGGGAGGAUGUGCAGGAGUUGGCCGUUGCAUUAGGUGCCAGUUGGGGGCGCAGCAACAUCAUUGAUAACCCUCUAGGCGAAACAGUGACGUUGUACAAGUGCUCGUCUCAGCGUACAGACUGUAGCCUGUGUGUGACGGCAGCUCCUCGCUACUCGUGCGGCUGGUGCGGGGACACGUGCACCGUGCGUCAGGUGUGCCAGAAUCGCGGUGGAACCUGGGAGCUGAUGAACUGUCCUGCACCCACCAUUACUGAUUUCUCCCCCAAGAGUGGUCCUGUGAAUGGUGGGACGAGUGUGACCAUCACAGGUGUGAACAUGGGACAGAGGUUUACUGACAUCAUGGCCGGUGUGACCAUCGCUGGGCAGUCCUGCAGACCAAUUGAAGACCAGUAUAGCAUCUCCAACAAGAUUGUGUGUAUUACAGGACAGGCUAUGACCACCACUAGCGGCACUGUUGAAGUACAGGUAGGGGGGAACUCCAACCAACGGGGACAGUCUUCAGACAUCUUCUACUAUAGGGACCCUAGAGUGACAGGUUUCAGUCCAGAGGUCGGGCCCCAGUCGGGAGGCACCAAGGUGCUCAUCAUGGGGGAACUGUUUGACACAGGCGGGGAAGUCACGGCCAGGAUUGGUCGCUCAGGAGACAACAUGUGGGCACCCUGUGUUGUUGACGAGUCCAGCAGGACUAACGUGUCUGUGAAGUGUCAGACAGGCCGUAUCGAUGCCACGGGCCGGUACACGCUCCAGGUCCUGUUUGACGGACAAUCGCGAGAUGCACCGGGAAAAUUCAACUACACAGACGACCCCACCGUCAUGGAAGUGUUCCCACUCAAGAGCUUCUCCAGUGGCGGGCGGCAGCUGACAGUUCGAGGCACCAACCUCAGGAUAGUCCAGAACGCAGGCAUCAGGGUGUCCACUUCUACAACAGCCAGGAGGAAGAGACAGGCUACUGAGGCCUCCAUGUCGUGUGACAUCCAGAGUGACAGCAUGAUGACGUGCCCCUCCCCUGACAUGGGAAACAGUACAGGAGACGUGGACUUGACCUUCCAGUUAGACAACGUACGGAUUAGUCUGGCCAACCUGCCGGGGUGUCAGGUGAACCCAGACAACUGCAAGUUUGUCUACGUGCCAAAUCCUGAGUACUUCAAAUUUGAGAACAACCCAAAGCUUCACACAGGGGGAAUCCUUGCCAUCGAGGGCAGGAAUCUUGACCAGGCAAGCUUCCAGGAUGAUGUCCAGGUGACCAUCGGAUCAGAGAUCUGUAACGUGACGUCCCUCGAUGAUGACACGCUGACCUGUGAACCUCCAGAGUCCCAGCCACCAGGACUGGACAGUGACGGGAAGACAUCCAAGGAGAUUCUCCCCAUUGUAGUGGUAAGAGUGGGUAACCUGAGGUUUGAGAUUGGUAAGCUGCAGUACCAGAUCCCACCAGCAGGGCUGGCGUUCUGGGCCAUCAUCCUCAUCGCCGCUGCCGGCGGCUUCCUGGUGCUCAUCAUCAUCGCCCUGCUCUUCAUCAUGAGGAGUAAGAAGAAGGAGGCCAACCGGAGGUACGAGAAGAUCAUGGUACAGAUGGACACGCUGGAGAGCAACGUCAGGAACGAGUGCAAGAAAGCUUUUGCAGAGCUGCAGACGGACAUGACAGACCUGACCUCUGACCUGGGUGGGACCGGCAUCCCGUUCCUGGACUACCGUACCUACAUGAUGAGGGUUCUGUUCCCGGGACAGGACAUGCACCCUGUGCUGAAGGAGACCAACGUGCGAGAGAGCCGGCGUGUGCAGUGGGAACAGGCCAUGAACCAGUUCUCAGCCCUGCUCAACAACAAACACUUCCUCCUCACCUUCAUCAGGAUCAUGGAGGAGAGUCGGGAGAGCUUCAGUAGCAGGGACAAGGUGAAUGUGGCAUCAUUACUGACAGUGGCUCUGCAUGGCAAGAUGGAGUACUAUACAGACAUUCUGAAGACUCUGCUGCUACAGAUGAUUGAGAAAAGUGUGGAAAGGAAUCCAAAACUCAUGCUCAGGAGGACAGAGAGUGUGGUGGACAAGAUGCUGACCAACUGGCUGUCAAUUUCACUGUAUCCCUUCCUCAAGGAGACAGCCGGCCAGCCGCUGUUCAUGCUGUACAAAGCCAUCAAGUACCAGGUGGAGAAAGGCCCUGUGGACGCCAUCCUGGGGUUUGCCAGGUACUCCAUCACCGAGGACAGGCUGCUGAGGGAACAGGUCGACCAUGAGGUCUUGACCCUGAAUGUGGUAUCAUUGCCUGGUGGUCCCAGUGGCCACAUGCCCUUCACGGUGAAGGCUCUGAGCUGUGACACCAUCACACAAGUCAAGGACAAGAUACUGGACAUGGCCUACAAGAACAUCCCCUACUCCACACGGCUGCAUGCUGAUGAGUGUGAGCUGGAAUGGAGACAUGGCAGGGCAGGGCAGCUCAUCCUGAGGGACACAGAUGUCACAUCAGAGACCAACCACAGGUGGAAGAAACUCAACACACUGGAGCACUACAAGGUGCCAGACAGCUGCAGUGUCGCCCUGCUGAGGAAACCAGAGCAGCAGAUGAAGCUGGACAGGACGUUUGGUAAGAACGCUGACAAAAACCUUGGUGUGAACCAGUCCCUGUCCUCCUCAUCCCUGGCACCAUUGAUGCAGGGAGACCCUGAAGAAGGCUGUCGUUACUGGCACCUGCAAGUGGAGGACUCUUGGGUGAAUGACAACUUUUCCAACCACCGUAAUCAUAAGGUGAAGGCACGGGAUGAACUGGAACGUUCCAACUCGGUGAAGAGGGACAGCAGGUUCCUGAAGGAGCAGCGCGCCAUUCCGGAGAUCUACCUCACCAGGCUGCUGGCUACCAAGGGAACCCUGCAGAAGUUUGUGGACGAUGCCUUCAGUGCCAUCCUGUGCACCAGCCCCGUCCCCCCCUCCAUCAAGUACUUCUUCGACCUGCUGGACCACGAGGCCAAGAAGCACGGCAUAGACGAUCCCGAGACUCUGCACAUCUGGAAGACAAACAGUGUGCCCUUGAGGUUCUGGGUGAACGUACUGAAGAACCCAGAGUUUGUGUUUGACAUCUUCAAGCUGGGCAUCGUGGACGCCUGCCUGUCCGUCAUCGCACAGACCUUCAUCGACUCCUGCUCAGCUGCCGAGCACAAACUGGGCAAGGACUCGCCCUCCAACAAGUUACUGUACGCGCGUGAGAUCCCGCAGUACAGACAGAAGGUCCAGACGUACUACAGGGAGGUUCAGCAGAUGACAGCCGUCAGCGACCAGGAGAUGAUCACCCUGCUGGUGGAGGAAACAAAAGACCACACCCAUGAGUUCAACACCCUGGCAGCUGUGAAUGAGCUGUAUGACUAUGCCAUGAAGUAUCAGGACCAGCUGCUGGAUGCACUAGAGGAGGACACCACCUGCCAGCGGAUGCAGCUGGCGCAUAAGUUUGAGAACAUCUCAGCCAACAUGGAGGGGGAGACAGACGUCUGAACACUACAGCAGAGAGCGAGGCUCAUCAGGUCCAACAUUCUCUGCUGCUCUCUAACUAACUUCUGUUGCACUCAUAGACAUGCUCCCGGCUAACUGGCUGAGUCAGCAAAUCUAUUCCAAAUGCCGACCAUUCCUGUACACUUAAAUAAUUCCAUUUACAGUACAUAUAUGAGUGACAGAUGUGUGAAAGUGUCAAAAUUCUGGCACAUAAAGGGCUAUAGGGUAUUGCAAUGGAUUGCAGGCGUAGUGGCGUCCUAUUUAACAGUUGAAUAGGUUACGAAUGUCGACAGACAGAACACUACCAUGAAGAGGACAAUCAAAAAAGACCCGGGCAUAAAUGCUAGUGCAAUAUUCAGGGCAGUUUUAGCCAGUAUAGCUCUGUUUGUAUUUUUGUGAAGGUCAUUCCAAGGUGACACAGGAUGGAUGCCAUUUUUUUACAGUGUGGAAACAAUUUGAUUGACAGUUGUCAACUAUACAGUAGUUUUACUGUGCCAUGUCACAAACAUCAUGUAAUAUUAGCCCCUCCCUUUCUUAUGGCAGUUAAGAACUGGGCAGCAUGACCGGCCUGGGACUCUAGGAGGGUUUUUCAUACCACAAGCCAAACAAGGAAAAUCUAAGUCCAGGUCUUCCAUCUAACCUCAUACGGAGCCUCUUGUAUCUUCUUUAUCCCUUUCAUUCCAGUGCUUUUAUUCCAAUAUCUCACUAUUUUGUAAGAAUGAAGGGCAGAACUGCAUGAGCCUGCGUAAGAUGUUGGGCCAGUGGAUCAUUCCAAUUUUCAAGAGGAUAAGAGUUCCAUAGCAGUUUGGCCAGUUUGGAUAGAUUUUUGUGAAAAUGUAACAUUGAAUCUUUAGUUGAGGACCAAAAGGCCAGAAGAAGAAAAAAAUAUCUAACAAUUUUGUUGAAAGUUAGAGGUAGGUGUAUAUACAGGAAUUUGGUACAUAGCCAGUUGCACAGAGCUACACCAAAGCAAUGCCUUGACUCGUCUCAUCAUGCACUUCAUAGCGAAGCUUUGUACACAGUUUGUGCACUUAUACAGCCAACCACUGAAUGCCUUACUAAGCUUAGUCGGUGCAAAGGGACUGCUUUUUUAUGUAUUUUAGACAGCAAAUAUGAGUAGUGUACUUGUGGAAGUGAGGUAGACACAUUGUGUAACUGUAACAUUUUCAUCCUUCAACACUCACUACAAGAUGUACAAUUCAAAUGUACAGCAUUGUAAUUCUUUACACUAUGAAAAAACAUCAUUAUCCAAUCAUAUUUUCUUCAUUAACUCUUACUAGACCAUCAAAUCAUUGUCAUAUAGUCUGUUGUAAUAUAUCCAUGAGUUGACCAGGUUACUUACGUUUAUGUAUUACGCAGUGAAACUAAUGUUGAAAAGUUGUAAGUCAUUAUGUUUACUGUCCUUGUAACUUCAUAUUUAUUUUUUUUCUGUGCCAGGGUGCAUUUUUGUGACCGUAAAUAACUUGCAGACCAAAUUGAAGUGCUUCCAUGAUUAAUAAAUAAGCCAUGAUUUUAUCUACAAUAUAUAGUAAUUACAUGUAUGCCAUGGUUAAUCUCAAUAUACAUGCCAAGUGUAGCUUUAGCUUGUAUACAUAGAAAAUUGUCAAGACUUUGAAGACUUCUGUAUAUGCCAUAUUCAGAAGACAACCAGCCCUUGCUAUCUUGCCAUAUGUUGAAAAAAUUUUGAAUUGCAGAGGAAAGGACAUAACCUAAAUGAUGUUCUCUUCUGAUUCCUGUUUGUACAUGUUGGUUCAAAAUUCAGAAGAGGCAAACAAAAAAUAAUAAUUAGUAUUUCAAAACAUAAUGUGCUGGUUUUCUUCUGAGGAUUAUUUUAGCAGUGGCAUUGUAUAACAAAAUUGGUCAACAUAUUAUCUUUAUAUGAUUGUGGGAAAAUUUGUACAUAUCUGUAAUAAUAUUAAUAACCUAUGCAUAUCAAGGUAAAUGAUUGUGUGCAAUAAGCAAUGUUUUUUAUUGGGAUCAAUGGUGAAAAAUAAAGCUGUUUAUAAGGGUGUAGAUUACUAAUAAGGGGAUGGUAGCUGUAACAGGUAGGUGCAUACAGAAACAUGAAACCACUCAUUUAUACUCCUAGACCGUAACAUUGCCUCUCCUUUUGCCAUACUACAUAAUCAACCUUGAUCAUGUAAAAAUGACAUAACCAAAUUUGUACUUGUAUCUACUGACUGUGUGAGCCAUACCAUUUCAUAGAGAGGGGUGUGCCAUGGCAACAUUCACCUCCAUACCAACAGAGCUGUAAGUACUCUGGUGAAAUUACAAGUGAGGAAAAAGAGUCUAUUUUUCUUAGUGGAACACCUUGAAAUGGGAGCUGACCUGGUAUCCAUCUGUACAUAUCAGCUGUAUCCUCAUACAUAGAAGACAUGUUUUGUCAUUAAGGAACUCUCUUGGUUUUAUAUUGGGUGAUACGUUUAAGCAUUACUCUCUUAAUCCAGACUUACGAUAUCUGUACCUUAAUGUGGUGAUAUCACUUGUAUGAAAUGAUAGGAGCAACAAUUUAAGGAUUGACGUGUUUGAAUGAUGUUUUUGUACUUCAGAUUUUGUACAUCUGUGUUAAGCAUACAUGCUUUCUUUUGCAAUGAUUUGUGCUUGACUUGAUCAAUAAACAGGGUUGUCCAACUCCUAUGCUUAUGAAAUUAUUGACAAAUUGGCACCCUGUGUUACAAGGUUUUCAAACAGAAAUAAAACCCUAACAAAGCUA